AUGUGCGGUAUAAAAUGUCUUCUAUCUCUAACAGGCAUACCAUAUAUUUUGGAUCAUGGUUUAACACUUGAAUUACCUUAUGAACUGUCAGAAUGUGCUGAUCAAAAUGAAAAAAAUCAUGUUAAGCCACAACUAAUUCAACAAAAACUACCCAUACUUAUAAUUCGUCAUGGUUAUGAUUGUUAUGGGAUGCGUUCUUGGCGAAUUAAAGAGCGAACAAUUUUGGAUGAAUUAAACAAAUGGAUGAGCCGUUUACCAGUGGCAGAUGUGCAUGUUGAUCAGCAGGAGAAUACUUAA
Messenger RNA from Rotaria sp. Silwood2, 297 nucleotides. Lineage: Eukaryota; Metazoa; Rotifera; Eurotatoria; Philodinida; Philodinidae. The record is from the annotation of a GenBank genome assembly.